This is a messenger RNA of Suillus subaureus, 828 nucleotides long. RefSeq lists its product as uncharacterized. Lineage: Eukaryota; Fungi; Basidiomycota; Agaricomycetes; Boletales; Suillaceae. The transcript is spliced from 2 exons. The coding region runs from base 1 to 828 and encodes 275 amino acids. The record is from RefSeq and is a predicted model, not a curated record.
AUGCGCUUACUAGUACUUUUCUGCGUUUUCCUUUACCUCGUUGGAGCCACCCAAGCUGCACCUACAACAAAUGCAACAAAUACAACUAGCGACAGUUCUGAAGCCCCAUCAUUCACGACCAGAACCAUAUGGUCCAUCAUCGCCAGCUCCGUUCUCACUCUGUUUGCAUGCAUCUACAGUGCUAUUCACCCCAACAUUCCGAGUCCCAGGGACAGCCCCCUUCGUAUCCUACGGCGACGACUUGGGAUCAUGAUAAUGGCACUAAUCGCUCCUGAACUGAUCGUCACCUGGGCUACGCGCCAGUGGAUCGGCGCCCGUCAGGUUACAAGACAGUUCAAGAAAUCAGGAUAUCCUAAUUAUACAUGGACUCAAGAACAUAGCCUCUUUGUGCUGAUGGGUGGUUUCAUGCUUUAUGUGGAUGGGAAACCCUAUCACACACUACAGCCUGACGAGGUCCUCAAGCUGAUACGUGCCGAGUGUAUCGACGCCCCUACCCUAACAGCAAACCAGAUCCGCGACAAGAGCAAAGGGAAUGUGAUAUCGAAAGGAUUAAUCAUGCUUCAGGUGGCUUGGUUUGUUAUGCAGCUCAUCACCCGCGCCAUUUAUCACCUCGAAACCACCCAGCUCGAAGUGGGGACACUCGCUUUUGCGGUCCUCAAUUUUCUCACCUAUGCCGUGUGGUGGAACAAGCCUCUCGAUGUGCGAUGUCCACAUCCAGUCUACUGGAAGUCGACAGAAUUAAGGCCAGAGGAUCACAUUUAUGAGUAUGUAUGCGCCUCGACAAUUAUACCGCUGCUGAUUAUCUCUGCCUUAGUGUCCCUGAAAUAG